ACGGUUAGCCGCUAGCAUAGCCGUUCCUGUAGCGCAACCAUCCGCAGCAUCAUGGCGGAGAGAAGCCACUUAUCUGCGGCUCCGGCUACCGGCCACAGUCCGCAAGCGGGAACCACAGCCAGCUGGCCAAUUGUCAAGGAGGCGUACGAGCUGCAGGAUGUUAUAGGCAGUGGAGCCACAGCAGUAGUCCAGGCUGCUCUCUGCCUCCCUCGACAAGAACGUGUGGCCAUCAAGAGAAUCAACCUGGAGAAAUGCCAGACCAGCAUGGAUGAACUACUGAAAGAAAUCCAAGCCAUGAGCCAGUGCAGCCAUCCGAAUGUAGUGACCUAUUUUACCUCAUUUGUGGUGAAGGAUGAGCUUUGGUUGGUUAUGAAACUUAUGAGUGGAGGAUCAGUAUUGGACAUUAUAAAGCACACAUGUAGCAAAGGAGAGCACAAAAAUAGCGUACUGGAUGAAGCCACGAUAGCUACUAUUUUAAAAGAGGUCUUAGAGGGUCUUGAUUACCUGCACAGAAAUGGACAAAUUCACAGGGAUGUGAAAGCUGGGAACAUCCUGCUGGGAGAGGACGGCUCAGUGCAGAUAGCAGACUUCGGUGUGAGUGCAUUUCUGUCGACCGGAGGAGACGUAACCAGACAUAAAGUUAGGAAAACGUUUGUGGGAACUCCAUGUUGGAUGGCUCCAGAAGUGAUGGAACAGGUACGAGGUUAUGAUUUCAAAGCUGACAUUUGGAGUUUUGGGAUCACUGCCAUAGAAUUGGCCACAGGAUCUGCACCCUAUCAUCGAUACCCACCAAUGAAGGUCUUAAUGCUGACACUGCAGAAUGAUCCCCCAACCUUAGAGACAGAAGUGGAGGAUAAAGAGAUGCUCAAGAAAUAUGGGAAAUCUUUUAGGAAAUUAAUAACUCUGUGCCUUCAAAAGGACCCGACUAAGAGGCCAACUGCGUCAGAACUUUUGAAAUGUAAAUUCUUCCAAAAAGCCAAGAACCGGGAAUACUUGAUUGAAAAGCUGCUUUGUAAAGGACCAAAUAUAAGCCAAAGAGCUAAAAAGGUGAGACGAGUGCCAGGAUCAAGCGGUCGCUUGCACAAGACAGAGGAUGGAGACUGGGAAUGGAGUGAUGAUGAGAUGGAUGAAAGGAGUGAAGAAGGGAAGGCAGCUGUCAAUCAAGGAAGGUCACGGAGGGUCAAAGAUGAAAACCAGCAUGGGGAAGUGAAUGCCAACAAUGUCCCUAUAGAAGGCCUGUCCAUUCAGCAUCCCCAGAUUCAACCUCUGGAAAAAAGCCCCAGUACUCAGGGGGCUCUGAACAUGGUCCUGAGGCUAAGGAAUUCGAGGAAGGAGUUGAAUGACAUACGGUUUGAAUUCACUCCAGGCCGAGAUACUGCUGACGGUGUUUCUCAGGAGCUGUUUUCCGCUGGUCUAGUCAAUGGACAUGAUGUUGUAGUUGUUGCUGCUAACCUUCAGAAAAUUGUAGAAGACCCUGUUACUUAUAAGGUGUUGACCUUUAAACUGGCAUCUGGCUGUGACAGCACAGAGAUCCCUGACGAGGUGAAGCUAAUUGGCUUUGCCCAGCUCAGUGUUACCUGAUGGCGUACCUCUGAGGGUGGAGGAAGAGGAUGCGAGGAGGAAGACGGCUUUGAACAGAGAGACUGAAUGCUCAAGAAAGUGCAGAUUGGGGGUUUAGGAGCCAUCUUCAGCUUACUCCAAGCUCAAGCUCCUCUCUCAGCUCUAUCCUCUUUUUAAUUACCUUCUAACUGUCAAUAACUAAGCAUCGUCAAUAACUAAACACCACACACACACAUACAGUCAGCUUCCCUUGCCCUACAUUCUGCUCCUGCAAUGUCUUUCCUCAACAUUCCACCUCCCUCUCCCCUCAGCCCUGCUAACUUGAUGCUCUCAGGUGGCUAUAGCCAGCAAUCACAAAAACGAAUUAGAGUUUAUCUCUUUAUAAUUGUUACGUUUGCUUUCAACAAAGCUAUUAUUUUAUUAUUAUUUAUUGGGAAAAGCCUUCAAUUUCCUUUCCUUGGUUUCAAAGAUGAACUUUUUUGAUGCGCACAUCAACACUGCAAAUCUUGCUGUUAAGUGAGUUAAUUGAAGUCCUCCUUUCUUCCAAAUGUACUUUAUCUUAAUUAUGAGAAAAAAUAAGCACAUUAUUAUUCAUGAUUCUAUAAUGAACACUUUUAAAAGUGAACUGUACUGUAUGUACACAAAAUAUCUAAUCCACUAAGAACGAAUGAAACCGUUUCCCCCCACAGGAAGUAGGAGGCGAGAACCGAAUGCUGCCACGUGCAAAUGUACUUGCUUUUUUUUUCAGGACAGUGUUGACGCUUAACUGCUAGAGGUGCCUUGUUCAUUAAUCCGUGCCUAAGAACACAGGUAACAAGCCGAAGCUGUUUUAAGCAUAGACUGCUUUAUGUUGUUAAACCAAGCAGAAUUGCUUUCCAGCUGAUCGCUCCAUUUAAAAGUAUUUUCACUGGCAAAUGGCUUAUGUUGAAAUGACAAAGCUUUAAUGCACUUUGAUUUUGGAUUGUGCACUGUACACAUGCUUCUCCCCUGGAAAACCUCCAGAUUUAACCUCUAAAGCUUUGUUUUAUGACAGAAAGGUCAUUAGAACUGUAAUGCACACCUGAACUGUGAUAUGAUGGGGGGAAAAGCCAGCUGCUGAGUAUAAAGAAGUAGCCAGGAUAUCCCGCUGCAUUAGCCAGCAUGCAUCUGACUGAUUUUUAUAACAGAAAGAGGUUCAUAACCAAAAGAUGUCUACUGUAUGGGAGAUUAGUCAUGAUUCCGAAAACAAGUACAGUAAUUCCAGAUUACUCCAUUUUCAACUGUACUUGAAAAUAUAUGCUUAAUAUUACAAUAAAUAUUAUUUUAUGAAA
Messenger RNA from Ictalurus punctatus (channel catfish), 2870 nucleotides. RefSeq names its product serine threonine kinase 39 (gene stk39). The transcript is spliced from 18 exons. NCBI's taxonomy places the organism in Eukaryota, Metazoa, Chordata, Actinopteri, Siluriformes, Ictaluridae. The record is from RefSeq and is a predicted model, not a curated record. Gene Ontology annotation, molecular function: protein serine/threonine kinase activity; ATP binding. Gene Ontology annotation, biological process: protein phosphorylation. Bases 52 to 1581 code for a protein of 509 amino acids.